Cercospora beticola is the source of this 2025-nucleotide messenger RNA. RefSeq names its product MFS transporter. Lineage: Eukaryota; Fungi; Ascomycota; Dothideomycetes; Mycosphaerellales; Mycosphaerellaceae. Gene Ontology annotation, molecular function: transmembrane transporter activity. Gene Ontology annotation, biological process: transmembrane transport. The record is from RefSeq and is a predicted model, not a curated record.
AUGGCUCACCAAGACGAUGCCCGAGGCAUCCACGUGCCUUUGCAUGAGGAGGAGGAAGAGAGGUCCCGGUCUCCUUCUCUUGCAGAAGACGCUUCGGGCCACUCCAGCGAGAACUACGACCAAUUCGAAGAAUACUUACCAGAGAUGUUCUUCCCUGAGGAAAUUGAUGCCGACGACAUUAUCCGCAACAGCACCGUCGAGUCGUACUACAGUGACGACGAAACUGACGAUGGCUCGUCUCUCACCCUUUUCCAUGCGGGUUACAACUCGUACAACCCUUACAGCUCGAACUGGGAACAGCAGAUGGAAGAAGCAGUACCAAUCCCACCUCGUGUGCCAAUAUCAAGACGCCCAGUUCCGAGCCGAGCAUUCCCAAGCCGCGCGCCAACUAUGGAGAAGCUGGACAGUGUUCCAGAAGAUCCUAACCUCGUGACAUGGGAUAAGGACGACCCAGCGAACCCUCACAACUGGCCAGCAUAUCGAAGAUGGACAUCGACAGUCCUCAUUGCCAUGUACGCCUUCAUUGCACCCAUGGCAUCAACCAUGGUCGCACCAGCCUUGGACACGCUCAAAGACGAGUUCGAUUUGACUUCAAGCGUGGAAGAGUUUCUCAUCAUGUCCAUCUUCUUGCUUGCGUUCGCGAUCGGACCGUUUCUGUGGGGACCUCUUUCUGAGGUCUUCGGUCGAGUUCGUGUCAUUCAAGGCGCGAACAUGAUCUUCUUGCUCUUCAACACGGUUUGUGGAUUUGCGAAGACCAAGGAGCAGAUGAUGGCUUUUCGAUUCCUUGCAGGUAUUGGUGGAAGUGCGCCCCAAGCAGUUGGUGGCGGAAUCCUGAGCGACUGCUUCAAAGCUGGAGAGCGAGGUCUGGCAACAGCGAUCUACAGCUUGAUGCCUUUCCUCUCUCCUGCAGUAGCACCAAUUAUGGGUGGUUACAUGACACAAUACAUUAGCUGGCGCUGGGUGUUCUGGACCACAAGCAUAUUCGAUGCGGCGGUUCAGAUCGCUUGUGUUAUCCUGCUCAGAGAGACGCAUCAUCCUACGAUCCUCGCCAACAAAGUCAAGAAGCUGAAGGCAGCUACUGGCAACCAAGAUCUUCAUACAAAAUGGCAGGGGCCCGAGCAUACCAUGAAGAAGAAGCUCAUGAAGAGCUGCGUUCGUCCUUGGAUCAUGUUGACCACACAGCCAGCACUCCAGGCAAUGGCAUUGUUCCGAGGUUACCAGUACGGUCUCAUGUACCUCGUAUUCGCCACGUUCCCAAUGGUCUUUGAGGGUUCCUACAACCAAGAUGUCGGCCGAGCAUCGCUGAACUACCUCUCACUGGGCGUAGGUUUCAUCAUCGGUCUUCAAAUUUCUGGCAGGAUGCAAGAUAAGAUCUACACCUGGUGCAAAGUCCACGAAGUCGACCCAUCGUCGCUGCGAAAUACGUGGCAGUCCUGGAAGCUCUUUCGGAAUGGCAAUUCGAAGCAAGAGAAGGGCAGUCUGUUGCCACAACCGAACGGAUCACCCACUGAUCCCGCGAACCCGCGACACUCCAUUCCGAGAAAGCCUUUGCCUCAGCGUAUGAGCACACUGAGGCGCCGAGGAACCAACAAGUCCCUUGUCGACCCUACCAAGGGCCUGCCAGAGUACCGACUGCCACUUGUUCUGCCCUUCUCGAUGCUCAUCCCUAUUGGCCUCUUCAUUUAUGGCUGGAGCGCGCACUAUAAAGUGCACUGGUUCGUUCCGAACUUGGGCACCUGUAUCUUCUCAAUCGGUCUAAUUGUCUGUUUCAACUGCGCUCAAGGCUACGUGGUGGACACAUACACCACCUACGCGGCUUCAGCGACUGGUGCAGCAGCUUUCGUACGGACCAUGGCUGGUUUCAGCUUCCCGCUCUUUGCGCCUCGCAUGUACCAAGUCCUUGGAGUUGGUUGGACGAACAGUACUUUGGCCUUCAUCAGCAUGACUUUGGGACUUGUUGCGCCUGUACUUUUGUGGAGAUACGGUAUGUGGCUCCGAAGCAAGAGCACAUACUGUAUUGGAUGA